Messenger RNA from Acanthosepion pharaonis, 567 nucleotides. Lineage: Eukaryota; Metazoa; Mollusca; Cephalopoda; Sepiida; Sepiidae. The record is from the annotation of a GenBank genome assembly.
AUGAAAAUCAUCAAAAUUAUUCAAAUUCUUCCGUAUUCCCGUUCUUACCGGUUCUUUUGCAAAGACCUCGCCUUUUCAAAUAUUCAAAGGAUGGAAUGGCUUUUCUUCUUCUUCUUCUUCUUCUUCUUCUUCUUCUUCUUCUUCUUCUUCUUCUCUCCUCGUCCUCCUACUCUUAUUCUUCUUUCCUUUUCCUUUACUUCCUCCUCCCCUUCCCUUUUCAGUUCUUCUCCUCAUUCGUCUUCGUCAGUUUCUUUUUCUAAUUCUUCUUCUUCUUCUUCUUCUUCUUCUCCUACACCUCUCCUCUAUUUGUAUUCUUUCUUCUUUUUUUUUGCCUCAGAUUAUCCUUCCAACCUCUUUUUUUUUGUGUUCUUCUUCUUUUCCCUUGGUCGAUACUUUUUCCUUUUCUUCUCAUCCUCCUCUCCUUUUCCUUCUUCACUUCUUCUUCUUCUUCUUCUUCUUCUUGCUAUUCUUCUUUUUCUCCUCCUCUCGUUUUCCUUCUUCGAGUUUUCCUCUCCUUUCUUCUCCCCUUCCCCCUCCUUCUUCUUUGACUUUAGACUUUCCUUCUAA